UAGAGAGAGAGAGAGAUAUGGGAGAUAACAGCAACGUUUAUGCAAAUAAUCUGCCUCCGGGGUUCAGAUUCUAUCCGACGGAUGAAGAGCUGGUGGUUCAUUUCCUUCAACGUAAGGCGGCUCUAUUACCGUGCCACCCUGAUGUCAUCCCUGAUCUUCAUCUUUAUCCCUAUGAUCCCUGGGAACUUGAUGGGAAAGCUUUGAGUGAGGGGAAGCAGUGGUACUUCUACAGCAGAAGGACGCAAAAUAGGAAUACAAACAAUGGGUAUUGGAAGGCAACGGGAAUGGAAGAAGCUGUGGUUAAUGGAAGUAGCAGCAGGAGAGUUGGCAUCAAAAGAUAUUUGGUUUUCUACAUUGGAGAUGGAGAAGGUGUCAAAACCAAUUGGAUAAUGCAUGAAUAUCGUCUCUCCGAUUCUGAUUCCAGUAGCACCAGCGGCACUAGAUCCUCCAAACGUAGACCACAUAUUUCCAAAAUGGAUUACAGCAAAUGGGUUGUUUGUCGAGUUUAUGAAACAAAUAGUAGUAGUGAUGGGGAAGACGAUGGAAGAGAACUGUCGUGCUUGGACGAAGUGUUUCUAUCGUUGGACGACCUUGACGAAAUCAACAAUUGGCAUUAAAAAGUGCACGCAUUGGUAGAUCUUAGGAUUUAUUAAAGCGACAACUACAUUAAUGUGUUUGUAGGGGAAUGGAAUUAGUAAUUGUAGUAAAAGAAACAUGGAAAAUCCCAUGGUGAUUAUAGGUGACAUUGUGCGGGAUAGUGGAUCAAACAUUCCGCAAGGACAGCCACCAAUUGUGUUGGAAAAAGAUGAGAUGAAUCCAAAAUUUGUAUAUG
Hibiscus syriacus is the source of this 832-nucleotide messenger RNA. Its product is annotated as NAC domain-containing protein 104-like. Gene Ontology annotation, molecular function: DNA binding. The transcript is spliced from 3 exons. Lineage: Eukaryota; Viridiplantae; Streptophyta; Magnoliopsida; Malvales; Malvaceae. The record is from RefSeq and is a predicted model, not a curated record. Gene Ontology annotation, biological process: system development; regulation of DNA-templated transcription. Bases 18 to 617 code for a protein of 199 amino acids.